UCCUGUUCUCAGCUUGAGCACUUGCAUAGAAAUAUAUUUCUCGCCCAGAAUGCAAAAGAUCAUCUUCUUGCUGCUUUCGUUCUCAGUUGCGUUUUCUCUGUCGAACCCUGUUGCGGAGCGUGCACAGACUCUUAAUGUAGGAGAUGUGAUCGCUUUGUUUGAUGCAGACGAGCCAGAUCAACCCGCAGUUUUGUUUGUGCAACAGGCAACGACAGGUGAGACCCCUGUAUUAAGAACCCUUACUCCCGAAGAAUCGAAAGAUGAGGACAAAGUGGCAGGAAAAGAUUGCGAGGGCUGUGAUGGCGAAAGUGAAACGCAAGAGAGAUCAUUCCUUUUCAAAAAGUUAUUCCUGUCGCAUUUUGUACGCCCGGUUACCGUUGCCGCAGCACCUCCCGUCCGGCCACGACCAGUUGCACCCCCUUCGGCUUUCCUCAUUGGAACUGUCUAUCAACCAACAUCCUUUGUUGCGGCACCAGUCAAAACUACGGGAUCUGUCGCUGGUGUCGUAUCUAUUGGCGGGCAAACAACUAUGCAACUUGCCCAACCUUCCACGGGUCUUUUGUCUAGCACUGUUAGCCAAAUGAGUCCAGGUGCUGGCAUUUCUGGACAACAGUUGAUGCAAGGAUUAUUCCCGGGCGGACAAUCGGCUAUGCAAGUAAUCCAAGCUCCUACGACAUUGCCUACAACUGGUGCGGGUGUUCUAGGCUCUGGCUUGGCCAUGCAACAAUCGCUACAAGGGCCGUUCAUCGGAGGACAACAGGCGGUACAAGCGGUAGCACCCCCGACAGGUUUCUCUGCCUUUUCGGCUGGCCAAGCCGGUGGCAUGUCCGCACUACAGCAGCUCCAAGGACCACAGCUUUCCGCAUUACAGCAGCUGCAAGUACCACCGUUAGCCGCUGGAACACGACCAGCCGCACUUCAAGUUCCAACAGGCACACAACAAGUGGCCAGUCCUCCCUCUGGUCUAUUUCCAAACGCAGCUGGACAGGGCAAUAUCGGAAUUAACGUUCAACAAAGUAGUAUGCCACAUUCUGGCCAUGGUCCUACCCCUAACUCUGUCGCCACCAUCAACAUAUCAAAUGCUGAAAUACCUGAAGCUGAAACAGAUGAUUCGCCAGUAACACCGGAGGAAAUCUCCUGUUCCAAUUGUUGA
This is a messenger RNA of Daphnia carinata, 1153 nucleotides long. RefSeq lists its product as uncharacterized. The transcript is spliced from 3 exons. Lineage: Eukaryota; Metazoa; Arthropoda; Branchiopoda; Diplostraca; Daphniidae. The record is from RefSeq and is a predicted model, not a curated record. Bases 50 to 1153 code for a protein of 367 amino acids.